This is a messenger RNA of Haemonchus placei, 3681 nucleotides long. The record is from the annotation of a GenBank genome assembly. NCBI's taxonomy places the organism in Eukaryota, Metazoa, Nematoda, Chromadorea, Rhabditida, Trichostrongylidae.
AUGAUGCGGAUAGCCGGCAUAGGUUAUCGAUUGAAUCCACAUAGCGAGAAGGCAGGGAGGAAGAGGAGUGAUUUAACGAUGGUUCGUAAAAUCCUGAGAGAGGAGGGUAAAAACAGCAAAGUACAGCUGUCCCCAGGUAGGUCGUUUGACGCUGUAACUCUGGAAGGUGGAGCAGGAGACAUCGCUCGCAAUGUUGGUUACGUACCGUCCAUACAAAUGAGAUGGUGUUAUCGUCAACAAGUCUCCAUAGCUUUUUCCACACAAAAAGACCAGGAUUCCGUUGAGGCCCUGAUAAACGAACUGGCCGCUCGAUUUAACAGUUCGCUUCACACGGUAGAAGUGGUGAAUUUUCCAGACGAAGCCCAGUUGCUCGAUGAACUUCGUGCAGAUGCUCCCACCAAUAGCACGAGCAACAAGCACACAGCCGGAACACAAUCGCUUGAGACAGGCAUAGUGGGGGCAAUGAAGGAUGGUAGGAAUAUCCGUGCAUUCUCAUGCAUUUUUUUGUUCAGGAUUCCUGGUGAACCUCCGUACUGGUCAUCGGCUUUUCUAUCAUUUCAAUAUGCUAUUGAUAGUUUAUUUAUCGAGGCUUCCACAGCGAAUAUUACGAUUCCACCAGAACUGCGGCUAAGACGGAUGCCUGUGGCUACGUACCUUUUGAAUAGUAUCACACUUUUCUUAAGAAUCUCUUCGUACCUAUGGGGUCUUUGCGUAUUCGUAUUGGUCAUUCAUACAGCAAGAGAGAUAGUCAGUGAGAAGUGUGCAGUGAAGGCUUUUCUAUCUGUAAUGGGUCUUUCGGCUCCGGUGUUCUAUCUUUCGCAUGUGCUUUAUGCCACAGUGAAAUGCUUUAUCGUGUUUUCGAUAGGAGUUGUUCCGCUCAUAACUCGUGUAGCAUUUUCCUCUACAUAUAUUUCAGUGGUAAUCGUGUUGUGGAUUAUAUUGGUUGCGGCGCGUUACCGAGCUCCACGGGUCGACCAGAUUCUGUUCUGUGCUCUGUACUCACUGAACCCGAAUGCAGCUCUCUUCUAUGCUCUUGAAUCCUUCGCUGACUACAUGGAUCGCGGCAAGUAUAGUCGAGAAUUAUCGUGGUCAAACUGUUUCGAAAAUUUCACAUACUAUUUUACGGCUGGACCCGCGUUGGUUAUGCUGCUCGUGGAUAUAAUCUGGAUGAGCAUAGCGACGCUGCUCUUUGACUUCAUGUUUAGUGAUAGCGACUUCACUUUUUGCAAACUACCGUUCGGCAACAAGUACCGGAGUGGGUCUGCCACUAGUCUGGAAGAAAAUGAUGACAACAAUGAGACUGACGAAGGACUACGGAAAACACGAGCAGGCUGCGCUGCUAACAAGCAAAUUUUCAGAUUUGGUCUUCAACAGGCGAGCGCGCUGUUGACGGUAUGUCACUGGAAGCGUAUGUUGGACAGCAAUCACCCUGUCGANCAGGGCGAACUAGUUGUGUUGUUUAUUUGUUUUUUCUUUAACAAUUUCGUUGAGGUCACGGUACUUCUUGGGCAAAAUGGCGCUGGCAAAAGUACCACAUUUUCAGUCAUUUGUGGAAUCACAGCUCCGACAGCAGGAAAGGUCUUCAUCUGUGAUCUGGACGUACAGAAGCAUCGGUCAAAGUCCCGUAAACAAAUCGGCUUGUGUCCACAAGGGAAUGCGCUUUUCAACAAAUUAACAGUCGAUGAGCACCUUUGGCUUAUCCAUGGGAUUAAAGGAGCCGUUGGUUCCUAUAAGGAAGAAGGGCAAGAACUGCUUGAACAACUUAAAUUGGAUGAAAAAUCCAACGAGCUUGCAAAGAAUCUCUCCGGCGGUCAGAAGCGUAAGCUCUCCGUGUCGAUGGCGGUGAUCGGUCACAGUUCCGUGGUGUUACUGGAUGAACCUACAGCUGGUAUGGAUCCAGGUGCUCGAAGAGAUGUAGAGGCGCUUCUGGAAACGAUCAAAGUGGAUCGAACAGUUCUGCUUACUACUCAUUAUCUGGAUGAAGCAGAACUGCUAGGAGAUCGCGUUGCAAUCAUGGCCAGUGGUAGAGUGCACUGCUGUGGGACACCGCAGUUUUUGAAAGAGAGAUUUGGAACCGGCUAUGUGAUGACGGUCGUGGCCGCUGAGAAGGCAAGCGUUCAAGACGUUGCAGAAACAUUAACUCGCACUUCUGCAAUAUAUAUUCCUGGAGCCGAAAGAGGCAGAGUGCAUGGAAAACAAUUCGAAAUUAUCCUACCGAGGAAACAGCAAGAAAGUUUUCCACAACUAUUCGAGUACCUGGAAACGUCCAAGGAUUCUUUGAAGAUUACCAGUUUUGGUUUAUCGCUAAACACCUUGGAACAAGUGUUUCUCAGGGUGACUGAAAGUACCGAUCCGAACUAUUCUGUAGAUGCCCGUAUCAGCCGCAGUAAGGAGUUUAUUCAAGCACAGCGAGAACGGCUGUUUUCUGUGGCGACGUUCGGACCAUCUCGCAUUCCUGUGAUAGUGGAACAAUGGUCUCCGAUAGUCUAUGAGCUCGGUCCUGAUGACAACUUGACCACCUGGGUAGAGGAUUUGCCAAAGCAACUACCCGAGGCUGGAUUCGGCGCGGUGUUCGCCAACAACUCCGUCGAAGUGCUCUUUAACUCCCGAGCGUACCACUCAUUGCCAACUUCAUUGAAUGCCUACGACAAUGCACGACUGAAAAGUGAAACAGAUGCACCUGAUGGAAUCAUCCGCACCCAUCUGCUUACUUAUUCUCCCAAUAUUUCGAAUAGCAGCGGACCAUCACCUCUUCUGAGUCAAGGAUUUGUGAACUCUUUGCUGGGACCAUUCUUAGUUUUGGCCUUGGCGCUCGUAACAUCACCUUUUGUUAUUUUUCUAGUGGAAGAGCGUGUCAGCAAGUUUGCGCACCAGCNUCUGCAAUCUUUGACGGGCAUAUCUCCAGUCUUAUUCUGGGCAUCCUCGUUCCUCUUCGAUUUCCUCUUCUACUCCAUUGUUUGCGCAUGUUUCUUAGCAGUGUUCAUAAUAUGUGGUUGGAUGCAAGGGUAUCUCGGAUUCGUGAUUCUGCUAUUUGCACUGUACUUUUGGGCAUGUGUCCCGUUCAUUUACACCGUGUCCUUCAUAUUUUCAUCGCCAUCAAAGGCGAACGCUUUAUUGAUUCUCUGGCAGUUGGUGGCUGCAUUUUUUGCUAUGAUGGUGUUCAUAAUUAUUUUUGUACUUGGUGAACUGACGGUGAUAGAGCCAGCAAUCAUCGAAAUUAUCAAGGACGCUGACGAUGAUGAGGACAGAGCAGUGGCUGAAGAGCGGAUGAGCGUGCAGCAGCACGGCGGCGAUUUGGCGCUGGAGGUCAUGGAUUUGUGCAAAAUGUAUGGGCAUCUGAGAGCGGUUGAUGGUCUGACGCUAGGUGUACGGAACCGCGAAUGUUUUGGACUGCUCGGUGCGAACGGCGCUGGAAAGACAACUACUUUUGAUAUAAUCACGGGACAAUCAUUUGCCACAUCUGGAACCGCUCACAUAGGCAAACAGGACGUGACGGAGCAAGUCCCAAUCGGUUAUUGCCCUCAAUUUGACGCACUUCUUUUGGACCUAACUGGAAGAGAAUCUCUUAAGAUCCUUGCUCGUAUGCAUGGUUUUCCGCAACCAGCUGACAUAACGGAUGUUGUUCUUCGCAAUGUUGGUAUGGCGGAUCACGCGGAUAAAUUGUUGCGAUACUGCAGGUAA